UAAAAGACAAAAAUUAUUGGUUUGUUUCUACUAUAACUAUUUCUCUCUCUCUUUCACUUGCUGUGGGCACUUGAUUGGAAGUUGGAAAUCAACAACAAAACUUAUCUCUCUUUCUCUGUCUCUGUGUACCUCUUGUUAAAAAAUUUGUUCUUUUCACCGAAGACCGUAAAGGGUUAUGAGCUUCUUCUCAUGGUCCUGGUUUUCUUCCUCUUUGUUUUCAGCUUAUGUAGCGAAAGGGGGACCUAAUGAUGCGAAAUAUUGAUAAUGUAGUUACCUUACUCACCCUUUAAGCCAUGAAAAUAAGCUUUUUCUCAUCAGGGUGUUCCGCGAAUUGGUGCAUUUAUUGAAACUUUAAGGCUGUUGUUGGAUCUGCAUUUGGAAGAGGUUGAACUUUGAUGGUUUUGAGAGGUGCUAGGUUUGAGUGUGAGCCACAUGAAGAACUUGAAGUGGCACAAGCAAAUUUCCAACAGUGGCAAGUUGGGGAGAAGGCUUUCACUUGGGGAGUAUAACCGUGCAGUGUCAUGGUCUAAGUAUCUUGUGUCUCCUGGGGCUGAGAUAAAGGGAGAAGGAGAAGAGGAAUGGAGUGCAGAUAUGUCUCAGUUGCUCAUUGGAUCCAAAUUUGCUUCUGGCAGGCACAGCAGAAUCUAUAGAGGAGUUUACAAGCAGAAGGAUGUGGCAAUUAAGCUCAUAAGUCAACCUGAGGAGGAUGAGGACUUGGCUGCUUUUCUUGAGAAGCAAUUCACUUCUGAGGUUUCCUUGCUCCUAAGAUUAGGCCACCCAAAUAUUAUUACUUUUAUUGCUGCUUGCAAGAAACCUCCUGUGUUUUGCAUAAUUACUGAAUAUUUGGCUGGUGGUUCAGUGGGAAAAUUCCUGCAUCACCAACAACCAGAUAUACUUCCACUCAAACUUGUUCUGAAAUUAGCCCUUGACAUUGCAAGGGGGAUGCAAUAUCUUCAUUCUCAAGGGAUUCUCCAUAGGGACCUCAAAUCAGAGAAUCUCCUUCUCGGGGAAGACAUGUGUGUAAAAGUAGCAGAUUUUGGUAUCUCAUGCUUAGAAUCUCAGUGUGGCAGUGCAAAAGGAUUCACCGGAACAUACCGUUGGAUGGCGCCCGAAAUGAUCAAAGAAAAGCAUCAUACCAAGAAAGUAGAUGUGUAUAGUUUUGGCAUAGUUCUAUGGGAGCUUUUGACAGGAAAAACUCCAUUUGACAACAUGACACCAGAGCAGGCAGCAUUUGCAGUUUCCCAUAAGAAUGCAAGGCCACCAUUGCCAUCUGAGUGUCCUUGGGCAUUUAGUGAUCUCAUCAAUAGAUGCUGGUCAAGCAACCCUGAUAAGAGGCCACAUUUUGAUGAAAUAGUUUCCAUUUUGGAGUUCUAUACAAAAUCACUUGAGCAGGAUCCAGAGUUUUUCUCAACUUACAAACCGAGUCCUAGUAGUAGUAGCACAAUUCUGGGGUGCCUCCCGAAGUGCAAUGCUCGCCAAAAAUUUGGUGGUACUUGCAAAGCUUAGCAAUAGAUGCUUCUCAGUUGUGUGACAUGAAGAAGUGUAGCAUAUUCAUUCCCAUGAUCGAAAAAUAUGUUCAGUUAACAAAUACAAUUCUCUUUAAUGAGCUCUUUUGAGUAAGAAAAGGCUAAACAUGUGUUCCUUCAAUUAUUCUGAUUGCUACCACUUAAGAUAUAAAUUAUCAAUGGCUAGAUGUAUCUUCCA
This is a messenger RNA of Cajanus cajan (pigeon pea), 1704 nucleotides long. RefSeq names its product serine/threonine/tyrosine-protein kinase HT1. Gene Ontology annotation, molecular function: ATP binding; protein serine/threonine kinase activity. The record is from RefSeq and is a predicted model, not a curated record. Gene Ontology annotation, biological process: protein phosphorylation. Lineage: Eukaryota; Viridiplantae; Streptophyta; Magnoliopsida; Fabales; Fabaceae.